UUUUUUAUUGAGUAAAAGUUGAAGAAUUUUGGUAGUCAUUGUGUAUAUAUUUAUAUUUUAGAUGGUCUGAUUUACCUUCUCGACAAUUCUAUGAAAAUAAAGCCUCUCAAACAUUUUAUGAUUAUUUACGUGAACGAAAUCGAUCAAUAGAUUCAAAUAAAAUUGUUCUCGAUCUUAUUAAAGAUAUGAUGCGUCUUUUUAUGAAUGAAUUUACAUCUUUAUAUAAUUAUUCACGUUCAGUUCAAUCAAAUAUAUCUAAUGCUAUAAUUAUGGCUUGUACACAUGAUGGUUAUGUAUUAUGUGAUGGUAUUCCACAUAUGAAUGAAGUAUGGCCUGGUAUUCAUAUUCGAUAUAUUCCUCAUGGACAUGUUAGUGCAUUUUUAUUUAAUCAAUCAGGUUUUAAUCAUGCUGCUGCUGAAAUGUUACAACGACAAGAACCAAAUGUAAAACUAAAAAAACAUCUAAUCAUAUCACCAAUUUCUGUUACUACACCUAAAAAUUCGUGAAGAUAUAUAUAUUUUUUCAUAUAGAUAUUUUCUCGAAAAGUAGCAAAUAUUUCCUAGUUUUUGUGGUAUGAUUUGAAUAAUAACUCAGAGAAAAGAAAACUUUUGAUCGAAUAUAAACUAGAUAAUAUAUUAAUCGUUUUGUUUUUUAAAUAUAAUUUGUAUGACUCUAGUAAAAACAUGAGCAAACAUUUUUUUUUGUCCUAUUUAUCAGCAAAUAGAUAUUGAGAGAACUUCUCCAACUGAUAUCCUCUGUUCGAGCUCAUAGGUAAGACUCAUAGUCAUGAUGAAAACAUUAAACAUGUUCGUGUUCUUAAGCCUUUCAUGAUUGUUCUAUUAAAUUUUCAGCAUAUUACAGGAUAUUAGCAAAAAAAACUGCAAUAACGAGUCUCCAUUUGAAACUUUCUCCCAAUAACAGAUCUCAUAACAAUUAUUACAUUCUAAAAGUUUUAGCUCAAACAAAUGGAUCCAAGUCAAUCAAUCAGACAGUGAGAUCAGUCACAGAUUCUUGCACGUUCAUACAAGAUCGUACAAUUUGAUUUCACUAUAUUGUUUGAAUCCUUUACAAUAACCCAUACAGGUUAGAGUUCUCUUCUUUAUAAAUUACCAUACCAUCCAUACGCAUACAUAGCCAACAUUUAAAUUUCUAGUAGCAUAACCGGAUACAGAUUUAUUUAUAUACCUUUAAUCAGAAUUGGAACUGGUCUUUUACCCCUCAUUUGACAGAGCGUCCCCGAUAACCCUAGGAUCGGCUCCAACAUGACUAGCAGUUGUCCUCAUAUUAAGAGAGAAAAAUCCUCCUGAAAUCUGAUUGAUUCAUUUUUCGACCAAUCAGACACCGGAGAAACAUACGAAUUUCCAUUGUGAAGACUCCAUCCUUUUAGGAUGGAGAAAAACGUCUACCGUUGAACUUUUAAGGCGAUGUUUUUUUUACCUUUGACCCCGACAAACAAACAGACAAACGCAUUUUGUGUUUUUUUCGUAUGGCCC
Messenger RNA from Rotaria sordida, 1493 nucleotides. Lineage: Eukaryota; Metazoa; Rotifera; Eurotatoria; Philodinida; Philodinidae. The record is from the annotation of a GenBank genome assembly.